AUGGGCUUGAAAGCUACAACACUCGUUCAAGGAUCUUGUUUGGUGCCUCAAAAGAGAAGGUGGAUGAUGCCGGGUUGUUAUUACAUUGGUGAUCGCAUAUUAGCAAUGUCCUUUCCCAUGGAGCGAAAGAAAACCGUAAAUCAGGUCAAGGAGGCUUUGGAACAUAGACAUCAUGGACACUAUAAGGUGUACAACUUAUGUGUCGAGCAAGAUUAUGAUCCAUCCCCUUUUAGCGGUCUUGUGGAAAGAUUCUCAUUCGAUGAUAUUCACGUCCCAUCGCUCCCAAUGAUCAAGGAAUUCUGUGAAAGUGUUGAUUCAUGGCUUUCAAGCAACCAAAAAAAUAUUGUAGUUGUUCACUGCAUGGCAGGUAAAUAUCAAACUGGUUUGAUGCUAUCUUCUUAUUUGGUCUACAAUGGCAUGUUAGCAGAUGAAGCUCUUCAGAUUUAUGUAGAUAAAACGACCAAAAGUAAUAUUGGAGUGACAAUACCAAGCCAACGGCGUUACAUUAACUACUGGCAGAAAUCUCUUUCUUUCACUGGCGGCUGUCCACCGAAGGUCAAUCUUCCGAAACCAUGUACGAGAGAAAUCCAGCGGAUCCGACUUUAUGACACCAAAAACAUAGAAACGGUCUUCUUUGUUGUGUCGGAAAUGCAAGAGGUUACUGGACAGAGGUAUCAUCCAUCGGAAGAAACUUGCAGGGAUUUUUGCAAAGAAAGUAAGAAUGGUGUUUUUGAGAACAAUCAUCGACACUCUUACCCGUUCAUUGAGGAAGAAGAAGAUGGACAUAACCUCCUCGACUGCUACUUUAUCAAAACAGUACAGGUGACUGGAGAUGUGUGUGUGACGUUUUUCGAGAAAAGCUUUGGAGGUCGUCUCUUCUAUGCUUGCUUCAAUACUGCUUUCAUCGAACACGACUCCAUACAGUUUUCGAUGUCGGAAUUAGAUAAAGUUGAAAAUAAAGGCAAAUCGGUAGCAGGUCCGGAAUUCUAUGUGGAGUUGCUGUUUGCUCCAGAGAAAACUAACGAAGAUGUGGCCGUUUAA
Messenger RNA from Lactuca saligna, 1041 nucleotides. The record is from the annotation of a GenBank genome assembly. NCBI's taxonomy places the organism in Eukaryota, Viridiplantae, Streptophyta, Magnoliopsida, Asterales, Asteraceae.